Messenger RNA from Spathaspora passalidarum NRRL Y-27907, 1383 nucleotides. It is a transcript of the gene CEK1, whose product is annotated as mitogen-activated serine/threonine-protein kinase. Gene Ontology annotation, cellular component: cytoplasm; nucleus. The record is from RefSeq and is a predicted model, not a curated record. Bases 127 to 1206 code for a protein of 359 amino acids. The transcript has a single exon. Gene Ontology annotation, biological process: protein phosphorylation; intracellular signal transduction. Gene Ontology annotation, molecular function: MAP kinase activity; ATP binding. NCBI's taxonomy places the organism in Eukaryota, Fungi, Ascomycota, Pichiomycetes, Serinales, Debaryomycetaceae.
GUAGUGGUUUAAAUAUCUGCCAGAUUUCCCACUUUACUCGACUAAAAACACAUUAUUUUGGUUUAAUACAUCCGCCCCACCUUUUGUCGUUCCUUUUAUAAAAUACAACGUGCUCACAGAUUUACCAUGAAUGUAAAUCAACAAGUUCAACAGUCACAACCGCGUCAAGUAUCGUUCAAUGUUUCGGAUCAUUAUCAGAUUAUUGAGAUUGUAGGUGAGGGUGCGUACGGUAUUGUUUGUUCGGCUAUUCACAAGCCGUCCAACCAGAAAGUCGCUAUUAAGAAGAUUGAACCGUUUGAAAGGAGCAUGCUCUGUCUUAGGACUCUUCGAGAAUUAAAAUUAUUAAAACAUUUCAAUCACGAAAAUAUAAUAAGUAUAUUAGCAAUCCAGCGACCGGCCAGUUAUGAAACCUUCAAUGAAAUCUACUUAAUUCAAGAACUCAUGGAGACGGAUUUACAUCGAGUUAUCCGCACCCAGAAGUUGACGGAUGACCAUAUCCAAUAUUUUAUUUAUCAGACAUUAAGAGCUUUAAAGGCCAUGCAUUCGGCUAAUGUGUUACAUCGAGAUUUAAAACCACUGAAUUUGUUAUUGAAUUCAAAUUGUGAUUUGAAAGUGUGCGAUUUCGGGUUGGCCAGAUCUAUAGCAUCGCUGGAAGACAAUUUCGGGUUCAUGACCGAGUACGUUGCUACUAGAUGGUACAGAGCUCCUGAAAUCAUGCUAACUUUCCAAGAAUAUACCACGGCAAUUGAUGUAUGGUCGGUUGGUUGUAUACUUGCGGAAAUGUUGACAGGUAAACCAUUGUUCCCUGGGCGUGAUUACCAUAAUCAAUUAUGGUUGAUUAUGGAAGUGUUGGGUACGCCAAACAUGGAAGACUACUAUAAUAUAAAAUCUAAAAGAGCAAGAGAAUACAUUAGAUCAUUACCGUUCUGUAAGAAAGUUCCGUUCCAAGUGUUGUUCAAUAAUCCUGACAUCAACCCCUUGGCACUUGAUUUAUUGGAGAAUUUACUUAUAUUCAAUCCGGCCAAGAGAAUAACAGUGGACGAUGCUUUGAAACAUCCAUAUUUGAAAUUAUACCAUGAUCCAAAUGAUGAACCUAUAAGUGAGAAAAUCCCCGAGGACUUCUUUGAUUUUGAUAAGAGAAAGGAUGAGUUGACGGUAGAGGAAUUGAAGAAGAUGCUAUAUGAUGAGAUAAUGAAGCCAUUGUAAGACAGUAUUUGCAUAGACUCUGGUAAGAGUAGGUUUAUAAAGUCUAUAGGUAAUGUAUUUUGACUUGUAAUUAGGCGGAUGUUUCGUAGCGGGUGGUAUACGACGCGAAAUUUUGUUUCUUGUUUUUCUAUGUAAAUGCCGACCUACACCCAGCGAACCGCGUUCAUGGUGGAAUUA